Geodia barretti is the source of this 3955-nucleotide messenger RNA. Lineage: Eukaryota; Metazoa; Porifera; Demospongiae; Tetractinellida; Geodiidae. The record is from the annotation of a GenBank genome assembly.
AGCAGAGAAACUGGAUGCCAUUAUCUAUAGGCAUGCUUCGUCUUGGGAGGACGAGAGUGCUCCCUCGCCUGGGGAGGGGAGGCAACCAAGUCCGAGGCUACGACACACGGAACUGCUUCGGCCAUAGAGUCAAGGCCGCGCCGAAGAUACCAGUGAAGGAGGAGUGGUUGAGGAGGCGGGAGGCUCAGCCAAACCUGUGGAGACUUGUGUGCGCCUACAGAGACCACGGACACAGAGUCGCCGAUCUCGACCCUCUUCAACUGACCCCCAGCUCUCCGCUGCCAGAGCUGGAGCCGUCUUCCUACGGUCUGGGAGGUAGUGAGGCAGAGACUAUCCUCUAUCCCACAGAGGGCCUCGUUCAUGGCCACCCUCACCAGCAGGCACCUCUCUCUGACAUCGUCCACCACCUCAAGAACGUCUACUGUGGCAGCCUAACUCUCGAGUCAGCUCAUAUCAUGGACAUGGAGGAAAAAGAGUGGCUUGCUCAGAAGUACGAGGAGACCAAGUCACGCCCCCUCUCGGAGGUCAACCAGAGGUCGUUGCUAUGGGAAAUGGUCCGCUCACAAACCCUCGACAAUUUCCUUGGGAAGAAGUUUGGGACGUUAAAGAGGUACGGGGCUGAAGGAGCCGAGGCCAUGAUGGCUUUCUUUCAGGAGGCCUUCUCUUCAGCUGCUUCAGGUGGAGUGAGUGACGUCAUAAUUGGCAUGCCUCAUCGCGGGCGACUCAACCUCCUCAUCGGAAUGUUACACUUCUCACCCACUGCGCUCUUCCACAAGAUACGUGGCAACGCAGAGUUCUACGAGGGAGCUCCGAGUGUGGGAGAUGUUCUCUCUCAUAUCUCGGUGUCGGUAACCCUGGAGAUGGGGGAAGAGAAGGCCCCCCUCCAUGUCAAUCUCCUGCCCAACCCCUCUCAUCUGGAGGCCGUUAACCCCGUCGUGAUGGGGAAGGCGCGGGCCCGGCUCCUCUCCCUGGGACUGGGAGAGUACUGGAGUGGCGGGGAGAGCGACGAGGACGGAGGGGGCAAGGUACUACCAGUCCAAGUACACGGCGAUGCAUCAUUCAGCGGUCAAGGUGUCGUCAUGGAGACGCUAGGAAUGGCAUCACUCCCUCACUACGGGGUGGGCGGGACCCUUCACCUGGUGGUCAACAACCAACUGGGAUUUACUGCUCCACCUGACCAUGGGAGAUCCAGUCACCACUGUACCGAUGUUGUAAAGAUGAUUGGAGCCCCCGUACUGCACGUCAAUGGAGACCAUCCUGAGGAAGUGGUGAGAGCUACAGCAGUUGCCAUGGACUACUGGAUGAAGUUCCGGAAAGACGUAGUUGUCGAUCUCGUCUGCUUCCGCAGAUGGGGUCACAACGAGAUGGAUAACCCUUCGUUGACCCAGCCCACCAUGUACAAUGUUAUAGACAAGAGGCCCAGCGUCCCAGAUCUCUACUCUAUGGAACUAGAGUCACAAGGGGUGGCUGAAGAAGGAGAGGGGAAGAAGAUUGCAAACUCUUACUCUGAGCAACUCAACGCCCGUCUCAAGGAAGUCGACAGCCACACCCCCUCGAAUGAGACUCUGCGGGAUCGGUGGGAGGGGCUGGAGUUUGCUUCGUCAAAUAUCACAGUCUGGGACACAGGUUUGCCAGAAGACGUACUGAAGUAUGUGGGGGCAAAAUCUGUCAGUCUUCCUGACGAUUUCUUUAAAGUGAGUAGGAGAUUAGAAAGAAGCCACAUUGCUGAAAGAUUAACCAGCCUUGAGACUGGGGUGGGCAUUAAUUGGGCCACUGCCGAGGCACUGGCUAUCGGGACCCUCCUCUAUCAAGGGUUCAAUGUGAGACUCAGUGGUCAGGAUGUUGGUCGAGGAACAUUCAGCCAUCGUCACUCAAUGAUGGUUUGCCAGGAGUCAAACUCUGCUUACAUUCCUCUAAACAACAUCUCCCCUGAACAGACUGCCUUCCUUGAGGUUGCGAACAGCUCACUGAGUGAGGAGGCGGUGCUGGGGUUUGAGUAUGGCUUCAGUCUUGAGAGUCCGCGGAGCCUGGUUCUCUGGGAGGCCCAGUUUGGAGACUUCUUCAACGGAGCCCAGAUCAUGAUCGACACCUUCGUAUCCUCCGGAGAAGCCAAGUGGCUCCUACAGAGCGGUCUGGUGCUGCUCCUCCCCCACGGACUGGAUGGGAUGGGUCCGGAGCACUCUUCCUGCAGAAUGGAGAGGUUUCUGCAGCUGACAGACAGUCAGGAGGCCGGGCCGGACGGAGACCGUGUCAACAUGCACGUGGUCCACCCCACGACCCCGGCCCAGUUCUUCCACCUUCUGAGGAAGCAGAUUGUGCAGAACUUUCGAAAACCACUGAUUGUUGCAUCACCCAAAAUCAUCCUUAGAUUACCAGAAGCUACAUCCAGUCUGCAGGAGAUGGGCCCGGGAACAUCGUUUAGUCCGGUACUCGGAGAUGAAACCGUGGACCCAAAACAAGUGAGUCGUGUGGUCUUCUGCUGUGGGAAGCACUACUACCCACUGGCCGCCCACAGGAGAGAGCUGGGGAGAGAGGAUAACAUCGCCAUCGUGAGACUGGAACAACUCUGCCCCUUCCCCAGUGGAGCCAUCCACUCUCAUCUCGCCAGGUUUCCUUCUGCCAGAGGUGAGGGAGAGAGAAUGACAGGAGUAAGGAAUGGAAGAGAGUGAGAUAAGCGGAAAAAUUUCACCCGCUCACAAAACGUUAAGGUCCAGUUUUUUGAUGGGACAUGUUCAGUGCAUUAGGUAUGGAGCUGAAGACUAUAGCAUUCAAGAUUUAUGGCUGUGUAGAGCUGUGUAAAAAGAACAAAAACAGUGACGAUUUUUCAAUCGCAGAGUUCGUAUGGAGUCAAGAGGAGCCAGAGAACAUGGGUGGAUGGCAGUUUGUGGAGCCUCGCUUCAGGAAACAGCUGGGAGUCCAGCUAAGGUUUGUCGGUCGCAGGGCCUACCCCUGUCCUGCCACCGGCGUACCAAAGAUCCACCAACAAGAGGCAAAGCAGCUGCUCACAGACACCUUUGCCAAGUCUAUAUAGCUAGUGAUAACCCACGAGCCAAUCUUCCAUGACCAUUAAAUUAUUUUUGAUCUCUUUUGUGAUGUACAGGGGUUAAGGUUUAAGACAGCAAACAUGAAAGUGAGAAAAUACUUUUGAGCAGUAGAGGUCAAAGGAUGAUUCAGUUGGCGUGAUUAUUGUUGUGAUGGUAACGGUUGCCUAGGAGAUGAGGACGGUUCGUAGAAGUGAUCUCGGAGGAAAUGAUAAGAUUCUUGAAUAACGGCCAACCUGGGGUAGAACUCGGUAAAGAGUGGGUAGAGCUUGAGGACCAGUGGAUGUCUGUCUACUGUUGACUUCUCCCUCCGGACUAUUGUCACGGCCAGGUAGAACACCACUCGACACAUCGUGACACCUUCGUUAAUGAUGAUGUCACCAACGACGGUGUGUGGUAGGAACAUGGAGGAGGAGAGGCCGACCCAGCUGGUGGAGCUGAUGUAAACACCCAGUCCUCGAACCACCACCACCUCCUCUGAGUGGACACGGGGAGAGCUUCAACACACAGUAUUAUACCACAGUGUGCCGCCUGUCUACCUCUGCAUACAGAGAGGACGAGUGAGAGGAUUAGAUAGAGGCAGAGGGCGGAGAUGAACACGCAAUGGACUAAUACUUCAUACACUGACUGCAGGGAGAAUGCAUUAUGUGGAACAGUAGAGUGCUGUCGUGUUGCCUAACCACUGCCGUGGAAAGGGCCAGGUCUAGGAGAACCAAGAACGCGAGAACGACGACCGUACGUAUGGCUUUCGUUUUCCUGCAUUUGCGGAAUUCUAUUCCCCGUCCGUCAUUCCCACGGCCCGAACAGGAUAUGCUACUGCAGCUAACGUAAUACAGUUCGUCCUUGAUGCUCCUCUGCGGACGAGCACCCCAGUCCGGCUCGCAAACAUUCUUUUCUUCGUCUUCGCCAUGCUG